This is a messenger RNA of Huiozyma naganishii CBS 8797, 813 nucleotides long. It is a transcript of the gene PAL2, whose product is annotated as Pal2p. NCBI's taxonomy places the organism in Eukaryota, Fungi, Ascomycota, Saccharomycetes, Saccharomycetales, Saccharomycetaceae. The transcript has a single exon. The record is from RefSeq and is a predicted model, not a curated record. The coding region runs from base 1 to 813 and encodes 270 amino acids. Gene Ontology annotation, cellular component: cytoplasm.
AUGUCUGAAAGAGGGAUGAAAAGCACCAAUCCAUUCAGGACUGAGAAGGAGAACGAUGCUCGAUUCGUUAGUAGCUCGACAAAUCCGUUUGUCAGCUCGAGCGAGAGAUCCAAAAACACACAUAGCGGAAACAAGGGCCUGGCUCAUAGUCGUAGCAGCAGGAAUUUUAACGAUGAGGCCAAUGUCUCGGAAAAAUAUCCGGAGCAACGGCGCCACAAAACCCACCACCAUCACCAUCGCAGUUCCAAGGACAAUACGAGGCUUGACACUAUAGAUAAGCUAGACGUCACGGGAAUAUUCUCACAAGCUGGGUUUCACCACGACGGGCCAUUCGAUGCAGCGAGACCUCAAAGAAAUCGUCGAAAUGACAAAAAUGCCCCAGUAUUGGCCUUCCCUAUGAAUGGAGAAAAUAGCAGUUUGACAAGGCCACGUUUACAAAAUUCAACAAAGUCGUUUUCGUCAACGAGCGACGAUUCUUCUAGUAGUGUUGGCAUCACCAGAAGAGGUACAGUAUCUGGCCAAUUUGACAGUGCAACAAGAAGCAGAAUGGUACACAGUCAAUCGACGGCAGGACUUGGGUCCAGUACGUUCUUAGAUGGUGCACCAGCCUCUCAGGAGGCUGUGAGAGAGGAUAUUAGGACGCGUAUCAGAAGAAACCAAACCGUUAAGGCGAAUAGGCGAAAGUCCAUAGGUGAUAUGCUGAGAGCAGAAUUUAUAGGUACCCAGGAGGAAAAAGUCGGUGAUGCGCCAAAGAGAAAUGGCAGUAAGUUACUUAGAAGAGUGAAGAGUUUGAAGACACGUAAUAAAUCGUGA